ACUCAUUGUGUCUGUGUCGAGGCGUCGGGAGGGCCUAGGUCUGUGUCCAGCGCCCUUCGGCCGGCCUGAACCCCAGAGUCAGCUCCCCUUUCUCGCCCAGCUCCCCCAAGCCGCCCCGGGGCUCACGGACUAGUGCAGAGAGGCAAAUCAGAAAGCAUCUCCUGGGACAGAAGGGACAGCGCAGACGCUAUUAGGAUCAAGGCUGGACGAUGACUGCUGAAUCAAGGGAAGCCACAGGUCUGUCCCCCCAGGCUACGCAGGACAAGGAUGGUAUUGUCAUAGUGAAGGUAGAAGAGGAAGAUGAGGAAGAUCACAUGUGGGGGCAGGAUUCCAGCUCGCAGGAGACGCCGCCUCCUGACCCAGAGAUAUUCCGCCAACGUUUCAGGCACUUCUGUUACCAGAACACUUUUGGGCCUCGAGAGGCUCUGAGUCGACUUAAGGAGCUUUGUCAUCAGUGGCUGCGACCCGAGGUCAACACCAAGGAGCAGAUCCUGGAGCUUCUGGUGCUGGAGCAGUUCCUCUCCAUUCUGCCCAAGGAGCUUCAGGUCUGGCUGCAGGAGUACCGGCCAGACAGCGGAGAGGAGGCCGUGACCCUUUUGGAGGAUUUGGAGCUUGAUCUGUCAGGGCAGCAGGUCCCAGGUCAAGUUCAUGGGCCUGAGAUGCUCGCAAGGGGGAUGGUGCCUCUGGAUCCGGCACAGGAGUCUUCCAGCUUUGAGCUCCAUCCCGAGGCCACCCAAUCACAUCUCAAGCAUUCAUCUCGGAAACCCCGCCUCUUACAAUCUCGGGCUCUCCCUGCUUCCCACAUUCCAGCCUCUCAGCCUGAGGGGGGUCCCAGAGACCAGGCGAUGGCGUCUGCACUGCUCACGGCAGAUUCCCAGGCAAUGGUAAAGAUCGAGGACAUGGCCGUGUCCCUCAUCUUGGAGGAAUGGGGAUGUCAGAACCUGGCUCGGCGGACUCUCAGUAGGGACAACGGGCAGGAGGCUUACGGGAACAUGUUUUCCCAGGGUUGUGGAAACAGGAAUGAGGAGGAGUCAACCUCAAAGGCUAAAACUGCAGAAGACUCGGCAUCACAUGGGGAAACAAAGGGAAGAUUCCAGAAAGUAUUUGGGGAAAAACGUGAACAGAAAGGCAGAACAAUAGAAAGGCAGCAGAAGAACUCUGAGGAGAAAAGUGGAAGAGAGAAGAAAGAUUUGGAGCCAGCCACAGUCAAGGGGAAAAAACCCACCACAGGAGAGAGAGGCCCAAGGGAGAAAGGUAAAGGAUUGGGGAGAAGCUUCAGUUUGAGUUCAAACUUUAAUACCCCUGAAGAAGUCCCAACGGGAACCAAGUCUCAUAGAUGUGAUGAAUGUGGCAAGUGUUUCACAAGGAGUUCCAGCCUUAUCCGCCAUAAAAUAAUCCAUACUGGAGAAAAGCCCUAUGAAUGUAAUGAGUGUGGGAAAGCCUUCAGUCUUAACUCAAACCUUGUGCUACAUCAGAGAAUCCACACAGGAGAGAAGCCUCAUGAAUGUAAUGAGUGUGGCAAAGCCUUCAGUCAUAGUUCAAAUCUCAUUCUGCACCAGAGGAUCCACUCUGGAGAGAAACCUUAUGAAUGUAAUGAGUGUGGGAAGGCCUUCAGCCAGAGCUCAGACCUGACUAAACAUCAGAGGAUCCACACAGGAGAAAAACCCUAUGAGUGUAGUGAGUGUGGGAAAGCUUUCAACCGAAACUCAUACCUAAUUUUGCAUCGGCGAAUUCAUACCAGAGAAAAACCUUACAAGUGCACUAAAUGUGGCAAGGCCUUCACGCGGAGCUCAACCCUCACUCUGCACCACAGGAUUCAUACCAGAGAGAGAGCCUCCGAUUAUACCCCAGCCUCCCUUGAUGCGUUUGGAGCGUUCCUGAAGAGUUGUGUGUAAGGGGAGAAUUUGUCCGCAAGCCAUUUCGCCCUUUUGUUUCUAAAAUUCUUGAGAGAUGUGUGC
This is a messenger RNA of Orycteropus afer afer, 1958 nucleotides long. It is a transcript of the gene ZKSCAN1, whose product is annotated as zinc finger with KRAB and SCAN domains 1. Lineage: Eukaryota; Metazoa; Chordata; Mammalia; Tubulidentata; Orycteropodidae. Gene Ontology annotation, biological process: regulation of transcription by RNA polymerase II. Gene Ontology annotation, molecular function: RNA polymerase II cis-regulatory region sequence-specific DNA binding; DNA-binding transcription factor activity, RNA polymerase II-specific. The record is from RefSeq and is a predicted model, not a curated record.